Molecule: messenger RNA, 1614 nt
Organism: Paramecium tetraurelia
Lineage: Eukaryota; Ciliophora; Oligohymenophorea; Peniculida; Parameciidae
Exons: 5
Biological process (GO): protein phosphorylation
Cellular component (GO): myosin complex
Molecular function (GO): cytoskeletal motor activity; ATP binding; protein serine/threonine kinase activity
Source: RefSeq, a predicted model, not a curated record
AGUUAAUGACAGAAAAUGAAAAAUAGUUUAAUUAAAAUGGACUAUUAAUCAUAAAAAUUGGAUAGAGAGAAAUGUGGUAAGGAUUCAAGAAUUCUAAGUAUCUUGGAAUCUGGUGAAUAAAUACUACUUUCAACUUGUUUGUGGAAAUUCAGCCAUAUUAAUAAGUAGUAAGAAAGAAUAUUGUUAAUAACUAAUAAGAACAUUUACAAUAUAACUCCUUAAAGUACACUUGUAAACUUCUUUUCAAAAGUUGUUUCAAGUGUAAGAGUGAAGAGAAAAAUUGCAAUAUAAUAUGUAGCAGGAGUCACAAUAAGUAAAUGUGGGUUUGAAUUUGUUCUUCAUGUACCAGAUGAAUAUGAUUAUAGAUACUCAUCGUUAGAUUUUCGAGAAAAAAUAUUGUCUACUCUCUCUGAUGUUUAUUAAAAGAUUUUAAAAAAGAGUCUAGCAAUUUAUCUUACUGAUGAUCUUACGCUGAUUCCUUAUACUACAACAAAGGUGGAUGCUAAGAAAGGAAUUUGCAGAAUGCAUGGCCAUCCAAUCAAUAUUGAUCCAUAAACUCUAUCUAAUUUUGAUUUUUCAACAUUGAAAGCACCUGAAGAUAAUUAAAAGUAGUAGGUAAUAAGGAAGAACUACAUUUACUCUCAACAUUACAACUUACUUAAAUAUUUAUAUUAAGGGAUGUUAGGAUAAGUGAUCCUUGUUUAACACAUAAAAUCAGAGAAAUAUUAUGUCUUCAAAUUAAUGUAGAAGCAGGAUGUAAUUACUACUGAUCACUUAAAUCAUGCCUAGAUAGAGAGAAAACUAUUGGAGACAUUUGAUCACCCUUUUAUAAUUAAAUUAGUUUAAGCAUUUGAGACAGAUGAUUAAUUAGUUUUUGUUUUGCCAUUCUAUUAAGGAGGUGAUCUUUAUACUCAUUUAAAGAAGGAGACAAGAUUAAAAGAAGAAAGAGUUAAAUUCAUAGUUGCAUAAUUAUUAUUGGCUUUGGGUUAUGUGCAUGAUCGUGAUUAUUUGUAUCGGGAUUUGAAACCUGAGAACAUUCUCAUGGAUUCUAAUGGGUAUGUAGUAUUAACAGAUUUGGGAUUGUGCAAAUAAUUGCCAAAUAAUCAUCUAUCCUAUAGUUUUACGGGCUCUGCUGAGUACAUUGCUCCUGAGAUGAUUUCUGCUACAGGUUACAACAGAAUGAUUGAUUGGUGGAUGUUAGGAAUAUUGGCCUAUGAAUUAAUAUUUGGAAUCACUCCAUUUUAUUGUGAUAAUCAAAGUUAAUUAUUUGAAUCAAUCCAAGAAAGAGAAGUGAGAUUUUCGAAUAAUAUUUCAAUCUCUAUUGAAUGCAAAGAUUUUAUAACAAAUCUUUUAAAGAAGGAUCCAAAAGAAAGAUUGGGAUAUAAAAGAGACUUCUUGGAUUUAUAACUACAUUAGUGGUUUAAAGAUUGUGAUUUCAGAGAACUAAUAAGAAAAACUAAUUAAACUUGGAAGCUAAAUUUGAAUGAUCCCUUAGAUCUCAGGUUUUUCGAAACUGAAGAUAUAACUUAUGAAUCUUUGAAUGCUCAAUAACAAGACAAAGCACUCAUCUAAAAGUUUAAUUAAGAAUUUCAAAACAUUGAAUUCAAUCUAUGA